Drosophila pseudoobscura is the source of this 1833-nucleotide messenger RNA. RefSeq lists its product as uncharacterized. The annotation marks the transcript as partial. The record is from RefSeq and is a predicted model, not a curated record. Lineage: Eukaryota; Metazoa; Arthropoda; Insecta; Diptera; Drosophilidae. The transcript is spliced from 3 exons.
CUCGCCGCUGCCCACGGCCAGGAUGGAGCAGCAUCGAUCCCCGUCGAUGGGGAUGUCGAUGCUGCCGAGGAGGGGGCCGCCGCCGUCACUGGCUCGGAUUCUGACUCCCAGCAGGAGGAAGACCAGCAUCUGGCGGAUGCGGUGCGUGGAUUGGGACUGACUACGAAGUCGCCCUUCACACAUGAUCAAUCCGGGAAGGCAAGAAGCACUGGCACGAUCCGGCGAACGCCCUCCACUUCGAGUGAGGACGAUUACGAGGAUGACGAGGUGCUACAGUGGCUGCCAACCGCCGACCUGACAUCGGUGGAUGGAUCGGAGCGCUACUCCGACAUCCGGCAGCUGCUGGCCAGACAGCAGCCGUUCCUCCCGGAGGACCAGCACUCGCUCGGCUCGGAUUGGGCCGUCGGCGAUGGCUACGACCUGAGCGCCUACAACCAGAUCAACGGAGUGUGGCCUUUGGGUCAUCCGCUGCCCCUGCCCGACUGGACCAGCGGCGAGGGCGAAGCCGGCAAGGGAACCCUGAUCUUCGACAACGUGUGGCAGUACGAGGAACUGAACGGGAUUGUGGAGACCACGCUGCAGCGCAUGCUGGAGGAGACCCACUACAACACGGUCAAUCUGUUUGUGGACUUCUACCGUAGCUUCAAGCGCACCCGCCGCUCGGAUCUGCGCAGCUUUUUCCAGUUCUACGACGUGCCCAUCAACCGUCGCCACCACAUGUGCGUCUCGCUGGCCUUUGAAAUAAUGGCCAGGAUGGUGCAGAUGUUCCCGGUGCUGGCGCAGUACUUGUAUGUGGUCUCCUGCGAGGAGCAGGUGAUGGACUGCAACGACUACGUUCAGCUGGACGAAGAGUACGGCCUAAACUCGGCCAACGCGGCCGUUGAGAAGGAGCACGUCAUGGUGGCCAUGCGUAUAGCCAUAGGAGAGCGUCGUGGCGUCAUGAUUCUCGAUCCAGGGUACCACGUGAGUCGUGCGGUGACUGUAAUGAAGGAUCAGAGCUAUCCACACACUGGCUGGUUUACCCAAUCGAAGGAGCCGCAUCUGCAGCGGGACUACUGCUACGCGUACAGCCAGCACAGCGGCAAGUUUGUGGAGUGGAAGGAGCGCGAGAUCCGCGGCGAGAAGAGCAGCUUUAAGACCUCGCUGGUCUACGUGGCCCAGGAGUACAUCACGGCCAUCGAUGUGACCGUGCGCCGGAAUCUGGUGUACAACUUCCGGUCGCUGCUCUCGCGCGAUGCCAAGGGCCAGGUGUAUGCGGGUAUCUACUUCCCGCUGGUGGCCAACGUGCAGGAGUCGUAUCUGACCAUCUUCUACGACGGACCCAACGAGCAGAGGGUGCGGACGAAGCUGAUGUUCAGCGGCUUCAAAGUGGGCAAAGGCAAGCUUCCAGACUCCAUAAGCCACCAUUUGGGGAAGCUGGCACCACAGCUGAAGAUGCCGUUGCAGGAGCUUACGGAGCUGUGCAAAGCCCUGGCCGAGGUGGUCACCGAUCAGAACUUUAUCGGCCAGGUGCUGUCCAUCAACGACGACAUCGGCAACAUGUCCGUGGAGAAUUGACGGUUAAAGGAGCCUAAGGAUGUGGCUGCAAGUCCCGAAGAGAUGGGGAAAGACCCUGACACAGCAGCUGCAACUUAGAGUUCCAAAUCUAAAUACUUUAUCCUUUCCACACAGUAAUAUUCUUUUAGUAGCACCUAAACACACCCCACAUAUAUCAAUGUAUACACCCUGAACACCCACUUGCACACACAAAGACACUACAUAUAUCUAAAAACGCCAAUCGUAUGAGUUAACCGAAACUUAAUCAAAUGAAAAAUUACACUUGUAUGAAAAUUA